AUGGACAUGAGUGUGAACCAAAACUGUAGCAUAAGAAACAUUUCUCUUUGUUACGAACAUCAUCCUAACUCCUGUCAGAAGUUUACCUAUCCACUGGCUGUGAGAAUUGUGACUUAUUUUGCCAUUAGUGUCCUUGUACUUCUUACAUUAUUUGGAAAUCUUCUGGUGGUCAUAGCCAUAACUCAUUUCAAGCAGCUGCACACACCAACUAACUACCUCACUCUCUCUCUGGCUGUAGCUGACCUGCUUGUGGGAGGGGCUGUAAUGCCUCCUAGCAUGAUACGCUCUGUGGAGACUUGCUGGUAUUUGGGGACCACGUUCUGUAAAAUACACAGCAGCCUUGACAUUACUUUAUGCACUGCAUCUGUUUUAAAUCUUGCAUUUAUCUCAAUUGAGCGAUAUUAUGCAGUAUGUCACCCCCUGCAGUACCACAGUAAAAUGACUCCUCUUACCACUCUGUUCAUGAUCACUGUUUGUUGGAGUGUUGCUGCAGCUGUGGGAAUUUUAUAUCCAGCACUAAAUGUUCUGGGCAUAGAAGAUUACAGUAAUGUUUUAUGCGAGGGGGCCUGUGUGGUAGUUAUAGGGCCCAUGAUAAGUUUGUCAGUUUCAGUGUUCUCUUUAUAUCUCCCCACCAUUAUCAUGCUAAAUAUAUAUCUGAAAAUAUAUCUUGUUGCACAGAAACAAUCACGUUUAGUCCUCCAAACCGUCUCCAGAGGUCAGCCCAUUAGCAAAGACAGAAAAAGACAAAAAGAAAAGAAUCCUACCGUUAGUAAGACAGAGAGAAAAGCAACUAAGACAUUAGUCAUUGUAAUGGGAGGAUUUGUAAUAUUUUGGGCACCAUUUUCCAUCUACAAUUUAAUUGUGACAGUUUUAGGUUUUUCUGGUCCACCACAACUGUUUGACGUGCUUGGCUGGAUUGGUUAUUCAAGUUCAGCUUGUAAUCCUAUUAUAUAUGCAUUCUUCUACAGAUGGUUUAGAAAGGCACUCAAAGUUAUAUUAUUAGGCAAAAUAUUUAGGAACAGUUCUUCAAGAAUGGAUCUCUUGGAACUUAAAUAG
Colossoma macropomum (tambaqui) is the source of this 1056-nucleotide messenger RNA. RefSeq names its product trace amine-associated receptor 1-like. The record is from RefSeq and is a predicted model, not a curated record. Gene Ontology annotation, biological process: adenylate cyclase-activating adrenergic receptor signaling pathway. The coding region runs from base 1 to 1056 and encodes 351 amino acids. NCBI's taxonomy places the organism in Eukaryota, Metazoa, Chordata, Actinopteri, Characiformes, Serrasalmidae. Gene Ontology annotation, molecular function: trace-amine receptor activity. The transcript has a single exon. Gene Ontology annotation, cellular component: membrane.